AUGAAUAUUUCAUCUGAUGAUAGUCUAAAUCACAACAAGGAAGAAAAAUCAGUGGAGUUAACCGACAUAAUUGGACAUUGGGGUAAAUGGCAGUUGAUUCUGAUGAUAUCUCUUAUUUACAUUACUAUACCUAGCUCAUGGUAUAAUUUAGGAAUGACUUUCUUGGCACCGAAUGUCGAUCAUUGGUGUGCAAAACCAUCGGAAUUUUCCAAUAUGUCGACGGCUGAAUGGAAAAAUUAUAGCAUUCCCAUAGAAAUAAACAACAAUAAACAAUCUUACAGCAAGUGUGAAAUGUAUAGUUCCAUGGAGAAAGAAAAUAGAACUCGAAUACCGUGCAAAUCAUGGGAUUACGAUCAUUCAUUUUACAGAUCCACCAUAGUCGACAAAUGGGAUUUAGUAUGUGAGAAAUCUUGGUUACCAUCUUUUGCUCAAUCCCUUUAUUUUAUCGGAUAUUUAAUAAGUGUUCCCAUCGGUGGGCAGUUAUCAGACAAAUUUGGAAGGAAGCCCAUUCUUUAUUUAUGCUUAAUAUGGGCAUCUGUCUUUGGCAUGAUAUCUACUUUUUCUCAAAAUUUCUGGUUAUUUACAAUAAGUAAAUUUUUUCUUGCAUUUGGAAGAGCAUCUGCAUUUUUAUCCCUAUAUGUGCUUUUACUAGAAAUUGCUGGAAAAGAAUAUAGAGUUAUCGUUGGAUUAUUUGAUAAAGUAGGAUGGGCACUAGGACAAAUUAUCCUUCCAGGGAUUUUUUGGUUUCUGAGGGAUUGGUUUUAUCAAGAAUUGAUAUCUGUUUUAUUCUAUAUUAUUUUUCUUCCUUNGAUAUCGACUAAUCUAGCCUAUUACGGAUUAACUUUCUCAGCUGAUAAUAUUGGAAUAAAUGUUUUGCUGUUCUUCUUUCUAUCAGCCUUAAUAGCAAUACCGGCAGGAUUCUUCUAUUUUUUCACUCAGAGACUUAUUGGUAGAAGAUACACACAAAUUGCUUCUAUGUUAAUAACUGGAUUGGCAUGCCUUAGUGCUAUUGCUAUCCCCGAAGACAUUCCUAUCGCUAUCACUGCUUUGGCAGUAAUUUCGAAGUUUGGGCUAUCUGUAUCCUUCGAAUCUGCUUAUUUAUUAUCUUCGGAAAUCUACCCCACUGUCGUUCGUAAUGUGGGAUUAGGAUCGUGUUCCAUGAUGGGAAGAGUAGGAGCUGUAAUUGCUCCCUUCAUGAAAGAAGCGUCAGACCAAGUGCAUAGAUUUUUACCGUUAGGAUUAUUUGGUUCGAUAUCUCUUAUUGGAGCUGCUUUGGUAUUAUUCUUACCAGAAACUAAAGAUUCAGAAUUAACAGAUACAUUGGCACAAGGAGAAGUUAUAGGAAGCCAUUCAAGUAUUAUUCGAUCAAAAAAAUCAGAAAGUGGAGAAUAA
This is a messenger RNA of Centruroides sculpturatus (bark scorpion), 1392 nucleotides long. Its product is annotated as solute carrier family 22 member 5-like. The coding region runs from base 1 to 1392 and encodes 463 amino acids. The transcript is spliced from 9 exons. Lineage: Eukaryota; Metazoa; Arthropoda; Arachnida; Scorpiones; Buthidae. Gene Ontology annotation, biological process: transmembrane transport. The record is from RefSeq and is a predicted model, not a curated record. Gene Ontology annotation, molecular function: transmembrane transporter activity.